Messenger RNA from Somion occarium, 2366 nucleotides. NCBI's taxonomy places the organism in Eukaryota, Fungi, Basidiomycota, Agaricomycetes, Polyporales, Cerrenaceae. The record is from the annotation of a GenBank genome assembly.
GGUAUUGAAGAAACUGCCAACCAUCAGCAUCAUGUGUACACUGUACAGAUUUAGGAUCCUUUGCUACACUAUUGUCGCGAAGGUACUUCACAGGACUUGAUUUGAAGUAUGUUUUUUGUUUGAUUUGCUCAUCAAUCAUGGUCAAAUUCAAUCUUCUUCGUAUAAGUAUGGCUGUCAGACUCCUAUCCACAUUGAAGUCUUUCUGAGCGCUGUUGAAGUGGAAAGCUUUCGAGUGGUGUACUUGAAGCCUCUCCACUUCAAUUGCGCUCAGGCGUCGAAUUCUCGUGGUUUUUGAAUCUUCUCCUCUCGUCAGCCUUGAGGACAAAGAAUGGAGAGGAGCCAGCCGUGACAUCAUUGUACGCUGCCAACUUACUGCCAAGCUAUCUACAGUACCCUCUUACCCACAUACCUGAGCCAUAGCUUCUGACCUCCUUACCCUCGUCCUCACAGGUUUCUUCCUCGCGAUGUCUUCGGAGAAGGCGUCUCUUCCCAUGAUGGCAGUCGCCAAUCUUAACCGUGAUGCGGAUUCACGAAUAUUCAACUGGAAGCAAUUCCUGAAAUUCUUCCUUACUUUGGCGAUAGUGUAUAUUUGGGGGUCCAUAUACCCCCUCAGCAGCCUCAUUGGUAUCAGGAGAGAUGUCACACCGCCGCUGGGUAUCCCAAAGAAGAUACAGAAACAUUGGGGUCAAUAUGCACCGUGGUUCCCAGUCGAGAAGUACAAGCGGCCUCCGAAAGGAUGCGAAAUCACUCAAGUGAACAUUCUUCAAAGACAUGGCGCACGAUACCCAAAUUCAUACGACUCUUAUGACGAGUCGAUCAAGCGUCUCAUGGAAGCGGACAAGUUCGUCGAUAGUAAACUGGAUUUCCUCAGUGAGUACGAAUACGACCUCGAGGAAGAAGAGCUGCUGCCGUUUGGUGCCUCGCAGUCCUUCGGAUCCGGAGAGACAGUAUUCCGACGAUACUCCCAUCUCGUCAAUGCAAAGAAUAUACCCUUUGUGAGAUCCUCGGGAAAGUCGCGCGCUAUUCAUAGCGCCACCAAUUGGACUGUUGGUUUUGCAGCGGCCUCACAUCAUCGAUACAACCCCAUCCUUUCCGUCGUCGUUCCCGAAGAACAAAACAAUACCCUGAACAAUGACUGUCCGAAUGCCGGAGACGGCACGAAGCAAAAACGAGCAUGGCUCAAAGUCUUCGCACCUCCCAUCGCCAAACGUCUGGAAAAGGCUGCUCCAGGGGCGAAGGUCUCGAACGACGACGUCUUCAACUUGAUGGCGAUGUGUUCGUUUGAGACUUUGGCGAAGGAAAGGGGGAGUGAGUUCUGUCAAUUGUUUAAGGAUCGCGAGUUUAAGAUGUUUGGGUAUCAUGGGGAUGUUGAGAAGUUUUACAAGACUGGAUAUGGCGAGCCUCUCGGCCCUGUUCAAGGUGUUGGUUAUGUCAACGAACUCCUCGCUCGACUCACGGGUCGACCUGUGCAAGAUCACACUCAAUAUAACUCAUCACUCCCCUUUCCUCUCGGACGAUCGCUCUAUGUUGAUUUCACUCAUGAAAAUCUCAUGGUAGCCGUAUACAGUGCUAUGGGAUUAUUCAACAUCAGUGAUAACCCGUUGAGCACCAAGAAGAUGGAGAAGGAGAGCAACCGAGUAUGGAUCGCGAGUAAGAUGGUGCCGUUUUCGAGUAGGAUGGUGGUGGAGAGGUUGACUUGUAGUGGUAGGAAGAAGAUGCAUGGGCCAAAGCUGGUGGAUUUUGACGACGAGGAUUGGGAGGACGAGCACGAGCACGAGCACGAGGAGAGUGAAGGAGGUGGAAGACAAGCGGGAGAGCAUGUCCGGGUACUCGUGAACGACGCUGUUCAACCGCUCGAUUUCUGCCAUGCGGGGAAGGGUGGAAUUUGCAGUCUUGAUGCCUUCGUCGAGAGUCAGGACUAUGCGCGAAGAAGUGGCGAUGGUGAUUUCGAGAAGUGCUACAAUUGAUUGAUUGGUUUCUUUGUUCCUUUAGUAGUUGGGUACGUCUUUCAUUUUUGUCGAGUGCUCUGGGGAUUGUCUGACAUUUCUCAAGUCGGUUGCACUGGUUUUUUAUUAUUUUUUUAGGGUCGCGCUUUAGGAUUUCCGUAUCGUGUACGUGGAACGACACGAUUAAUUUAUGGUUGUUGCCCUUUCGCUCGAUUCCUCCGUCACCUCUCUCUGGUGUCAAUUUGCAUAUUCCAAUGUCCUUUCUUCGCUGAAGUCUGUCAUGCUCUGUCUGGUAUUCACGCUUGCCCCUAGGAUUGUCUCAAACGCGAAUAGGUGUUUGAAACUAUUUGGUUUAUUUGUGCUGCGCAUCCUAAUAUAUAAAAUACUUCGUUGCAAAUAUGGAAUGGCAUAUUUGAGCUU